UUCCAGAAUGGAGUGGUGGUAUGACUACUAGCAGUAUUGAAGCUGCUAAGAAGAAAGUGCCCCUUGACAGUGAUGAUGAUGAUGAUGAUGAUAAGCUAGAUCCUCUCAAACUUAUGGCAUAUCAUUAUUCAUGUGUGAAGAAACCCAGCCACGAUGUUCAACAAAGUGAAGAAGAAGAUCCAGCAGAUGCAAUUGCACGAGAACUGAAACAUCUAGAUAUUCAAGACACUGAACGUGAAGCACAAAACAAAAGAAAGGACUUUGGAUCAAAACGAAAUGACAUGCUGGAGAAGAAGUACAAGAGGAAUGGGCCAGUGAAGGACUCAUUUAAACCCUUCAACUUUCACGGGCUUCACACAUUCGCGAAUUCCCAACCGCCAAAUUCCCAGCCACCAAAUUCCCAGCCGCCAAUUCAUAUUCAAGUUUCCCGCCACCUGCGAGUCCCUACUACCCUCCCUCCGACCCCCGCAACUAGCAGCGCAAGAUUGCUGCAAGAAACAAGAGAGAAACUAAAGACAAUCAAGAGAGAGACCAUUGGUCUUCCCCCAGCAUCCUCUCUGUUACAGUACCGUGAUGCCAAACAAAAUAAAGACUUUUUUGACUCUGAUGAGGAGCAGGAUGAAGAAGAAUCUUAUCCAGCAAAUGAUUUGCACAACUAUUAUGAAAACUUGCAUAACCUUGAAGAAAACUAG
Cherax quadricarinatus is the source of this 692-nucleotide messenger RNA. The record is from RefSeq and is a predicted model, not a curated record. Lineage: Eukaryota; Metazoa; Arthropoda; Malacostraca; Decapoda; Parastacidae.